Molecule: messenger RNA, 1803 nt
Organism: Truncatella angustata
Lineage: Eukaryota; Fungi; Ascomycota; Sordariomycetes; Amphisphaeriales; Sporocadaceae
Exons: 1
Coding region: 1-1803 (600 amino acids)
Biological process (GO): protein localization to vacuole
Cellular component (GO): vacuolar membrane
Source: RefSeq, a predicted model, not a curated record
AUGUCUUCCGCAGCUGUUACCAUGGCUAGCGCUGGAUUGCUGCAGACAAGCCUCAUUUGGGUAGCAUACGCUGUCGCCGUCGUUUUGGCUCUCUUUGUCGGAGCUUUAGUGACAUUCACCUGGCAAGAUCACCGCGAGCGUUCCGUCAUCGUCAGCGCUGUUACUAUCAUCAGUCUCACCGCGCUUCUCGCUACCGUUCUUCUCCUACCCGUCGACAUUGCACUCGUCUCCUCUACUACCGAUACAGCCCUUGGACUCAAGAAGGACUGGGCGACCUCGAAUCGCAUCCACAACAUUUUACAUACACUUAAGAUCGUCUACUACAGUCUGUACAGCUUUGAUGCGCUGCUAUGCUUGAUUGUCAUUCCUUUCUCGUACUUCUGGUACGAGGAGUACGACGAGGUUGAGGAGCAAGAGGGCAACCAAACGUUCAGCAGCCGGCUUUGGGGCGCUUUCAAGUACACCAUUGCCUUUAUCUUCCUCGUGGUCAUCAUCUUCCUGAUUGGCUUCUUUGUACCUGCUGCAGGCAGUCGCGAAGGGAAACACCUGGACUUGGACUUCUUCAAGCGUCUGCUAGAUGAGAACCAUGGAGAGAAGGCCUUGAGCUUUGGUAUUGGGCUAUUGAUCACACUUGGGACACUGCUUUAUGUCCUCUAUACAGGAGCUGGCCUGGCUCUUCUCCCUGCGUCAUUCAUCAGAUCCGCACCAUCCAUAUCGGCGCCACAGCUGUCCGAGAAUACUGCAUCCCAACUCGAGCAGAUCCGAGAGCGUCAAAGACAACUCGAGAUGCGAAGCGCGGGCCGUUCCGAGGGCAUGCCGCAAAAAGACAGACGAGAGCUCGAUGCCCUUGCCCGGGAAGAGCGUACACUUGUUCGACGCGAGCGUCUCGCCGCCGAGGCUCAAGGAGAAGGUCAGAGCUUCCUCGUCAGAACGUGGACCAAGGUCUGCGCCAUCUUCCGGCCCAUCAAGCUCAUUGGGGGUCUCGUCCUGAUAAUUGUAUCAUUAUUGGUAUGGGUGUCUAUGCUUAUCACUGGCAUUGACAAGGCCGCCAACUCGAUCUGCAAGUCGCACUGUGGAUAUAUCCUUGCGGGUGUCAAGGUUUUUCAGCCCAUCAACUGGAUCUUUGUACAGACCGCGCGUGCGUUCCCUGUCGACUACAUCCUCAUGGCUCUUCUGAUCCUGCUUUUCUUCAGCAGUUCCAUUUCAGGAUUAGCCUCCGUUGGUAUCCGGUUCCUUUGGCUCCGCAUUUUCCAGAUUCGCAAGGGCAGAACUGCACCUCAAGCGCUUCUGAUGGCUACAGUCCUGCUGGCAUUGAUCGUGCUAGGUAUCAACUAUGCUGUGGUCAUGCUCGUUGCGCCGCAGUACUCUGCCUUUGGCACGCAAACCUUCUGUGAUCUCCCGGCUCGCCACCCCGAUGAGCAGCCAAACUGCAAGGACAACCCGGAGGCUGUGAAGCCGUGCUCCGAGUACGUCGACAGACAUUUUGCAACACAGACUUGCACGCCGACCUUCAUGAGUCAAUUCAUCAACCGCAUCACUUUGAACUGGCCUGUAUUUGGUGCAAUCAAUUUUUGGGCCCAAUUUGCUUUCUUGGGCGUAUUCCUAAUUGUGUUCCUCUUGAGCUUGUUCCGGACACCGAAGCUAAACAUGAGCGAGUUCGAUGAGGAAGCCGAGGUAGACGAGGAGGAGGGCCUGCUUGCCUCUACAUCGAGGAGGUUCGGCGCGACUUGGCAGGACAUCAGAGGCAAAGUCGGGGGUGCAAACAAUGGCACCGGAGGCCAUGGAGAAGGCUCGCGCGAUUAA